This is a messenger RNA of Podarcis muralis (Common wall lizard), 923 nucleotides long. Its product is annotated as THO complex subunit 1-like. Gene Ontology annotation, molecular function: protein binding. The record is from RefSeq and is a predicted model, not a curated record. Gene Ontology annotation, biological process: regulation of apoptotic process; signal transduction. Lineage: Eukaryota; Metazoa; Chordata; Lepidosauria; Squamata; Lacertidae.
UCUGCAUCUCCCGUUCCACCAAAUCGAAAGCGGCCGCGCAGCAGCGCUGUUGCAGCUCGCCUUUCCGCGCGCCCUCUGCUGCUCACGUCACUAGGGAGGGGAUUUCCCGCGUGGUCCUUUGUCUUGGAUAAGUGUGUGUCUCUCUCUCUGUGUGUGUGUUUUAUCUGGACUGGGCACCCGCUCUUUCCAUGGCGGCUGCGAGAGAGCAGUUGCUGCAGAUCCUCGACGAUCUGACGGACGAAGAGUUCCGCAAAUUCGUCUUCUACCUGGAAUCCAUCCCGGACCGAUCUGUCCGAAUCCCUCGACGGAAGCUGGAGAAAGUCUCGCCGGUCGAGCUAGCCGAGCUGCUUGCGCGCUAUUUUCCCGGGAAAGAAUUAGAAGUCGCCGCCCACGCGCUGGGAAAGAUACCCAGGAGGGAUCUUCUGCGGAAUCUCCUACGCGACGUAGCAGGGGGCGAUCGCCAGAGCGGAAGGGGGACCCCUGCCAUGGAAGCCCCGAUAGACCUCGUGGAAGCAGCUCCAGUGCAACCCAGUCAGGUUUCGCAGCAGCAGCUGAUGAAGCUAGCCAGGAAGUUGGGCAGGAAAUGGAAGACGAUUGCCAUCGAGUUCCUGGGGGUGGAAAAUUCACGCCUGGAGCAGAUCGAAGAGGAGAAUCACAAGAACAUGGUCAUGCAAGCUUUCUACAUGCUUUGGGACUGGAGGAACCGUGAGGGAGGGAAGGCCACUGCAGCCAAUUUAUACCUUAUUCUUGACCAGGAUGGAGUGAAUCUGGACCAUGACGCAUAUGCAUUCCUGAGAGAGAGUGCCUGAAAGAGUUCUUGAAAGGCCGAAGACCACCUAACAGUCUUCUCCAGCAAUUCAGGCUCUCCAGAUACCUUUCCCAAUGCAAGUGAACACAGAUUAUAAUGAUUUAUGUUGACUGAU